Aspergillus luchuensis is the source of this 1932-nucleotide messenger RNA. RefSeq lists its product as uncharacterized. The record is from RefSeq and is a predicted model, not a curated record. The coding region runs from base 1 to 1932 and encodes 643 amino acids. The transcript has a single exon. NCBI's taxonomy places the organism in Eukaryota, Fungi, Ascomycota, Eurotiomycetes, Eurotiales, Aspergillaceae.
AUGCCCUCCGAUUCCUUCGCUUCAUCCGUGCGAAGCGCUGAAUCUCCUCUUCGCAUCUCCACCUCCGUCGAUUCUUUGACCAACCCCUCGAGCUCCGAUUCUCCCCUCCCCAGUCCCAUCCGUCACGAUCAAUACCCUCUACUGACCUCCCGCUUCCGCCACUUGUCGCCCAAACGAGCCGCCAUCAUGAACGAGACAGGCGGCCAUCCUGGUGUGCGCAACCUUCUCGCUAGGUUCGAGAACAACCAGAACAACACUACUUCCCCUCCCUCCCGCGGUCGAUCUCCCGCUGGCUCCGAGCAUUCCGCAACUGCCAGACCCUUGUCCAAGGUGCGCGCUAGCUUCAUCGCUGUCGAUGGAGCCACCCAGCCGAACCCUGUCGCAGGGCUUCGCAGCGUGAGUGGUCGCAGCGAUAGCCCUGCUGCUCCCUCUCGGGUCAGGAGCUUCAAUUCGGAGGAUUUCGAGGGUGGCUUGAGAAGUCCGUUGUCUGUGUCACCAACCAGCAACGGCUUCCCUCAGAAGAUCACCGAACAGCCCGUUGCGGCCUCGGACACAUCGCAGAAUGAUGUGUCUGAGAAAGUUGAGCCUGCCCCGGUAGAGCCCGAAAAGCCCUCAGAAGAGGUCAUCGAGGAGACCCCUGCACCUGCUGCUCCUCCUGCUGCUACGCCAGCCCCAGCUUCUCCUAUUAAGGCCAGCAAGGUCUCCACCCCUAAGCCGACGCCGACCAAGACAGUCACAAAGCGACCAUCCACUAUCCAGGUGGGAAAGACGGCACCCAAGCCUGCUUCCAAGUCGCCAGCGCAACCCCGUACCCCCACCUCUCCCGCCAAAACCGAGGACAAGACUACUCGGACUACACGGGCGGUCCGGCCGACGGCGACGAAGACUGCGACCCUCGAAGCCCCCAAGGUCGCACACAAGCCGAGCCGGACAUCCCUGAACACUGCGACGAAGCCCGUCACCAAGCCUGCACGGCCCUCUGUGCCUGCUCGCGACCUGACGAAGCCGACAGCCUCGACCGCAUCUCGCACCACCAAAGCGGCCGCCAACCCCACUCGCCCGGCUUCGACAACGGCGUCGACUUCGUCUACCGCCAAGAAGACCACCACGUCUACUCUGACCCGCAAGCCGUCCACUCUGAAGAGCUCGACCACUGCAACCCAGAAGCGCGCGAUCACUCCGACCGCUUCCACCGCGCGCAAGCCGUCGUCUCGUACCUCCCCUCCUAGCGGAAGCGAACGCCCUCAUUCCCGUGUGAGCAACACGAGUUCCAGACCGGUUGACGAGGGAUUCCUGGCUCGCAUGAUGCGCCCCACAGCUAGCUCUGCUAGUAAGACGCACGACAAGGUUGAGGUCAAGAGCCCUCCGCGGGCCACCAAGCCGGCCCGGGCGCCUAGACGAGUUCCCUCUAAGCUGGAUACCCGCACGUCCCGUCCGACCAAGGUCGAGCAAGGCAAGCCGCUGGAGAAGCCUGCGCCUGAGGCGAAGGCCGAGCAGCCGGUCGAGGUCGUUUCUGAGGCCCCUGCUGUCCCAGAGAAGCCUGUUGAGGUUGUCGAGGAAGCUCCCGCGCAGGAGCCUGUGCUGGAACCCGUUCAGGAGCCCGUUGAGACCUCCGUCGAGCCUGAAGCUGAAGCUGCCGCUCCCGUCGCCGAGGCUGCCCCUGAAGUCGAUGCUACCGAGGUUGCUGAAGCCGCUGAGGAACAAGCUACCGACCUCCCUGCGGUUGCUGAGACUGAGCCCGUUGCUGAGGCCACCGUGCCGGCGGAAGAGCCAGCCAUUGAGGUGCCCGAGACUAAGGAGGUCACUGAGCCCGAAGCUCCUGCUAAGGAAGCUACUGAGGCUUCUACUGAGGUUGUCGCCGAGGCUCCUGAGGUUGUCGAGGCCCAGUCGGGCGAGGUUGAUGUUGACAUGGGCAAGCUCUCUCUCAACUGA